CUAUCUAUUUAAAUCCAACUAUCUAUAUUGAUUAAAUGUAUUCAGUUUAUCUUUAUUUAUAUAUAAUAUUUAUAUAAUUCCAAAAAGUCACCCAAAGAUCUAUUUUCCUUAUUUAUUUUUCCUCUUCUACAGUUUUUGUAAUUAUUCGUGACUAUUUGUCUUUGGUGAGAACUAGAUCUUCACUAGCAUUCACAGAAGGAAUAGAUGUGAUUCUUAAAGUCUAAGACGAAGGGGUGAAAUAAGGACACGAGACACUACCUGCCCUACAUGAUGGGUGACAGGCUGGCACUUUCCCACAAAACUGAUAAUAACUGAAUAACCAUAUCAGUGUCCCUGGACUCAAGCUCCCCCUCAAAUGAUGAAAGCUCUAUAAAUAAUCACUAAAUAACAUAUAAAAGAGGGUGUUCACAGACUGAGUCGCAUAAAGUACUACUGCAACUACUACUACUAUUACUACUACUGAGAGGUAAGGAGCAAUGUUAAAGAUGAGGGCUGUCAUCACACUGCUGGUACUGCUGCUCUCCAUGUGUGGAUCACAGACUCGGAGCACCCAGACUGAAGAUCACACAGAGAGCCAGAGCACUGGGGCUGCUGCUGCUGCUGCUGAAGUUUCUACCCAGCUGGACGUCUCUGCUGAGCUCAGGGAACUCAGAGACAUGGUAGUGGAGCUGAGGGUGACUCUGAGAUUCACUCAGAAUGAUCUAAGAAACACCAAAGACCUGCUGUACAAAAUAGAGACAGAAAAUGAUGCCCAAGACAGAGAGAUGACAGCUGUGACGACUGAAAUGAAGAACCUGAUCAAGGACAAUUUAGCACAAGAUUCAGAGCUGACAGAUGUGGAGACCAGACUGGCUGUAAGUGAAAUUGAAGUGGUGAAUUUGGGGAAGGAAGCUGCAGCACAGACAGCUGAUCUGAAGUCAGCAACUGAGAGACUAGCAGCCACUGAGACUGACAUGGAGGCCGUGAAGAAAGACACUGCAGAUCAACACACAGACCUGACCACUAUGAAGACUGAAGUGAUGAACCUGAAGAUGGAACUGUCUGCCAGUGAGACUGAGGUGGAGAAACUCAAGAUGGAAGACGCAGCACAAGAUUCAGAGCUGACAGAUGUGAAGACCAGACUGACUGCCAGUGAGACUGAGGUGGAGACACUCAAGAUGGAACAAGCAGCACAAGAGGCAGAACUGACAGCAGUGAAGACCAGACUGGCAGCCACUGAGACUGAAGUGGUGAAUCUGAGGAAGGAAGAUGCAGCACAGACAGCUGAUCUGAGGUCAGUUACUGAGAGACUGGCAGUCACUGAGACUGACAUGGAGGCCGUGAAGAAUGGCACUGCAGCACAACACACAGACCUGACCACUAUGAAGACUGAAAUGAUGAACGUGAACAAGGAACAAGCAGCACAAGAGGCAGAACUGGUAGUGCUGAAGACAAGGAUGGACACUGGUGAAGUGCAAGUGGAGACCAGAUUGUCUGCUAGUGAGACUGAGGUGGAGAAACUCAAGAUGGAAGAUGCAGCACAAGAUUCAGAGCUGACAGAUGUGAAAACCAGACUGACUGCAAGUGAAACUGAAGUAGUGAAUCUGAGGAAGGAAGAUGCAGCACAGACAGCUGAUCUGAGGUCAGUUACUGAGAGACUGGGAGCCACUGAGAAUGACAUGGAGGCUGUGAAGAAUGGCACUGCAGCACAACACACAGACCUGACCACUAUGAAGACUGAAGUGAUGAACCUGAAGAUGGAACUGUCUGCCACAACUCAGUCAGACGUUUCCGGCAAUAGACCCUUCGCAACCAGUUACUUGUGA
This is a messenger RNA of Clupea harengus (Atlantic herring), 1805 nucleotides long. Its product is annotated as periplakin-like. The record is from RefSeq and is a predicted model, not a curated record. The transcript has 3 exons. NCBI's taxonomy places the organism in Eukaryota, Metazoa, Chordata, Actinopteri, Clupeiformes, Clupeidae. The coding region runs from base 477 to 1805 and encodes 442 amino acids.